GAUCCAUCUUUAAAACAGAUAUUGAGUAUACAAAUUUUUACAUUCAUAGAAGCAAAAUUUGAAGGAAGAUUCUAAAAGUGAGAUCCACUGACUUGGUAGGCCGGUAGGAUUAGUCAACAAAAACUGAACCAUAUGACCUAAAAGGCUACCUGGGUACACGUACUCAAAUCAGACUUCCUAUCAUUGUGGCGCCAAGCGCCAAGGAAAAGCUAGCAGUGAGGUGAAGUUGUCGCAUCAAAUUAGGUAAACUCGUAUCGGUCUCCCACACGGCUCGCUUCAGCUGGCCGACCACUACCUUUUCCCAUCUUCUCACCUCUCCCAGCAGCUUCCUCCCCCUCUCCCUCUCUUGCUUAGGCUAAAACUUGAAGCCACCAUCUAGAUAUGGUCAUGGCUAGAGCAAACCAAACCUAACUAUAACCACCGGAUCAUUGUUUUAUGUCGUGAGAAGAAUAUAAAACCUAGCCUUUCUUCGAUUCAAGGAUCAUUAAGCAGUAGCUAGCUUCCUCUUCUCAGACUCGUCGAAAGCGAAAAGAAUGGGGGCGCAGGUGCAGCUACGAUUGCUUCUCUUGGUAGCUACGGCGAUGGUUGCCAGCUGCGCCACCGGCGGUCUCACCGCGACGUCGUCCCAGCUGGGCCGCCUGGAGGGCCUGCGCGUGGCCCUGACGCACGUCGACGCGCACGGCAACUACACGAAGCUGCAGCUGCUGCGGCGGGCGGCGAGGCGGAGCCGCCACCGCAUGUCCAGGCUCGUCGCGCGGACCACCGGCGUGCCGGUGAUGUCGAGCAAGGCGGUCGCGCCGGCCCUGCAGGUGCCUGUGCACGCCGGGAACGGCGAGUUCCUGAUGGACAUGUCCAUCGGCACGCCCGCGGUGGCGUACGCGGCCAUCAUCGACACCGGCAGCGACCUCGUGUGGACGCAGUGCAAGCCGUGCGUGGAGUGCUUCAACCAGAGCACGCCGGUGUUCGACCCCUCGUCGUCCUCCACCUACGCCGCGCUGCCGUGCUCCAGCACCUUGUGCAGCGACCUGCCCAGCUCAAAGUGCACGUCGGCCAAGUGCGGCUACACGUACACCUACGGUGACUCCUCGUCGACGCAGGGCGUCCUGGCCGCCGAGACCUUCACGCUGGCCAAGACGAAGCUCCCGGACGUCGCCUUCGGCUGCGGCGACACGAACGAGGGCGACGGGUUCACGCAGGGCGCGGGGCUCGUGGGGCUGGGCCGGGGCCCCCUCUCGCUGGUCUCGCAGCUCGGCCUCAACAAGUUCUCCUACUGCCUCACCUCCCUCGACGACACCAGCAAGAGCCCGCUCCUCCUGGGCUCCCUCGCCACCAUCUCGGAGAGCGCGGCGGCCGCGUCAUCGGUGCAGACCACCCCUCUCAUCAGGAACCCGAGCCAGCCGUCCUUCUACUACGUGAACCUCAAGGGCCUGACCGUCGGCUCGACGCACAUCACCCUGCCGAGCUCGGCGUUCGCCGUGCAGGACGACGGCACGGGCGGGGUCAUCGUGGACUCCGGCACGUCCAUCACGUACCUGGAGCUGCAGGGGUACCGCGCGCUGAAGAAGGCGUUCGCGGCGCAGAUGAAGCUGCCGGCGGCGGACGGGUCGGGGAUCGGGCUGGACACGUGCUUCGAGGCGCCGGCGAGCGGGGUGGACCAGGUGGAGGUGCCGAAGCUGGUGUUCCACUUGGACGGAGCGGACCUUGACCUGCCGGCGGAGAACUACAUGGUGCUGGACUCCGGGUCCGGCGCGCUGUGCCUGACGGUGAUGGGGUCGCGGGGCCUGUCCAUCAUCGGCAACUUCCAGCAGCAGAACAUCCAGUUCGUGUACGACGUGGGCGAGAACACCCUCUCCUUCGCGCCCGUGCAGUGCGCCAAAUUGUGAGUACGUACGUGGGUGCCGGUGUUGUACCGCCAAUACGUUGUGGAUGGAUUAGUCGUAGGUGUGUCGAUCCGUGCAUGCAUGCAUGCCGUGUUCAUAUGCCAUGGAGUGCGUGGCCGGGUCGAUCAGCUGCGUGCUUGCUACGUUUAAUUAGCUCGUCUCGGUCGCUACUCGACAUGCAUGGAUGGGUCAUGGAAUUAUCGGAUAGGCCAUGGAUGGAUGAUAUGAUGGAUCCGUGUAUAUGACCAACGGCGAUUUAUGAUCAGUUGUAUAUCUAUAACACCCAGUUUUUUUUUAUUAUUAUCUGGAAUUAUCUAAAA
Molecule: messenger RNA, 2200 nt
Organism: Hordeum vulgare subsp. vulgare (domesticated barley)
Lineage: Eukaryota; Viridiplantae; Streptophyta; Magnoliopsida; Poales; Poaceae
Product: aspartic proteinase nepenthesin-1-like
Exons: 1
Coding region: 534-1883 (449 amino acids)
Biological process (GO): proteolysis
Cellular component (GO): extracellular region
Molecular function (GO): aspartic-type endopeptidase activity
Source: RefSeq, a predicted model, not a curated record